Messenger RNA from Hyla sarda, 11409 nucleotides. RefSeq names its product C3 and PZP like alpha-2-macroglobulin domain containing 8 (gene CPAMD8). Gene Ontology annotation, molecular function: endopeptidase inhibitor activity; protein binding. The transcript has 46 exons. NCBI's taxonomy places the organism in Eukaryota, Metazoa, Chordata, Amphibia, Anura, Hylidae. The record is from RefSeq and is a predicted model, not a curated record. Gene Ontology annotation, cellular component: extracellular region. The coding region runs from base 532 to 6381 and encodes 1949 amino acids.
UCAUAUUUAUAGAAAGGCUGGUUGCAUUCUUCUUCAUUAUGCCUACUCCAGCUUUAUAUAUGAUUCAAACAAUGAGGGAAUGGAGGAGGAGACAGAGGCAAAGUGGUUCUAGACAGGUAACCUAUUCUGCAUAGAAGAGGAAACGUGUGUGUGUGUAUAUAUAUAUAUAUACACUGAUUACAAAAAGCAAGAUUAUGCAGUUGAAAACAACUGAAGAUAUUGCACUAUUGCACAAAAAACCCACAAAGAAUCAAUGCAAAUGAAAGCGGUGUAAUUUCAAGAUUGCUUUGGGAAGAGGAAGACAGGAAUAUUUACAGUUGCAAGCAUUGCAUGAGGGCAAGUCGGAACAAGGGUUAAACCCUUCUCAAACUGAGGAAGGGGGGAGAGUGAGAGCAGAGCACACACUGCUCCUUCCACCCCCAGGGCACACUCACCCCUCCUGUCCUGUGUGAUUCCAAAGGAAGACAGUUACCCCUGUAGGGGCACUGGGUAGAGUCCUGUGUGUGAAUUGAACUGUGCUUGUUGCUGAAUAUGGUUCUAUUGUGGAUUUUGGGAACUCUUUGCAGCCUGACUAUAGCGCAGAACAAUCCGGGAUACCUGAUAACUGCUCCAUCAGUUUUCCGCUCAGGAGUUGAAGAAGCGGUGAGUGUUACCAUCUUCAACACACGAACAGAAACCAAGGUCCAGGUGAAGCUGGUGGUGAAGGGUGAGAAUGUAGCAUCAGGUUAUGGAUCAGUAUUAGAUAAAGGCACAGUGAAAAUCAAGGUUCCACCAGGACUGAGAGGACAAGCUCAUCUUAAAGUUUGGGGCAAUCGUCAUUUAAAUGAUGGUGGAUUUAUUUUCCACAAUUCUACCACUGUAACAGUGGAUAGCAAAGACAGCCCAAAGCUCGAUACUAACCCAUUACUAUGCUUUGAAGUGAACCUUCUCCGUAGGGGAUACCUGAUAACUGCUCCAUCAGUUUUCCGCUCAGGAGUUGAAGAAGCGGUGAGUGUUACCAUCUUCAACACACGAACAGAAACCAAGGUCCAGGUGAAGCUGGUGGUGAAGGGUGAGAAUGUAGCAUCAGGUUAUGGAUCAGUAUUAGAUAAAGGCACAGUGAAAAUCAAGGUUCCACCAGGACUGAGAGGACAAGCUCAUCUUAAAGUUUGGGGCAAUCGUCAUUUAAAUGAUGGUGGAUUUAUUUUCCACAAUUCUACCACUGUAACAGUGGAUAGCAAAGGUUUAUCUUUAUUUAUACAGACUGAUAAACCAGUGUAUAAGCCCAAACAGAAAGUGCUUAUCAAUAUGUACAUGGUGACACCUGAUUUGCGCCCUGCCACAGAAAAGGUUGAAGCUUACAUAAUGGAUCCACGUGGAUCUAGAAUUACUCAAUGGACAGACCUAAAUCCAAUUUGCUGUGGUAUUAUCAACAUGAGUUUUCCUCUCUCUGACCAGCCUGUUUUUGGGGAGUGGUUGAUUUUUGCAGAAACCCAAGGGCAUGUGUUUAACAAAUCAUUUGCUGUGCAGAAGUAUGUGCUUCCAAAGUUUGAGCUGGUUAUAAGUCCUCCUUCCUUUAUUCGGGAUAUAAAUGUUUGUGAAAAAGCUAAAGUCUUGGCAAGAUAUACAUUUGGGAAGCCAGUGAGUGGAUUACUAAUGAUUAACAUGACUGUGACGGGUGUUGGAUACUACAGACAUGAGAUAGGGCAUCAGGUUCUUAAAACCAUGGAGAUUUAUGGCUCAGCAACUUUUGACAUAUGUGCAAAAGACAUGAUGCCAGUUGAUUUCUCAGAGCAUUUUCGUGGGACAGUGAAUAUUUGGGCAACUGCAACUGCUGUGGAUGGAAGCAAACAGGUCACUUUUGAUGAUACCACUCCAGUUCAGAAGCAACUGAUUGAUAUCAAAUAUACCAAAGAUACACGCAAACAGUUUAAACCAGGCCUCCCCUACCAAGGAAAAGUUGAAGUUACAUAUCCAGAUGGAAGUCCUGCAGAUGGAGUGACUGUGCGAAUGAAGGCUGAACUUACCCCAAAGGACAAUGUAUAUACCAGUGAGCUUGUAUCCAAAAACGGUUUAGUUGAGUUUCAGAUACCAUCUAUCCCAACAUCAGCUCAGUAUGUAUGGCUUGAGACCAAAGUUAUAGCCAUUGAUGGAAAGUCUUUAGAAGAGCAAUAUUUGCCAAACUACUUGUCCAUAAGUAGCUGGUACUCUCCAAGCAAGUGCCACCUUCUAAUUCAACCACCUGAUAAACCACUGCUGGUGGGUGAGGAUGCCCUGAUUGCUCUCAAGUCCACCUGUCCAUGUAAUUUCACUUUGCAUUACGAGGUGGCAUCUCGUGGAAACCUAGUGCUUUCUGGAAAGCAGUCCACAAGUAUCACUCUACAGAGGGCAAAAAGAUCAUCAUCUGUUACCUUUGACAAGGAUUUAAACAUUACAGCAGAGAAUGAAGCAGCUCCAACAGAUCUCUCAUCUACGGACUCCGAGGUGUGGAUGACGCAUGUUCACUUCCCUGUUACUCAUGUUAUGGCCCCUCUGAGCCGUUUAUUGGUUUAUUAUGUAAGGGAGAAUGGAGAAGGAGUUACUGACAGCACCCAAAUUCUGAUUAAACCAGCUUUUGAGAACAAGGUUUCCAUUGCCCUUUCUUCCAAUGACUCUAAACCAGGUGAUGCGAUCAAUAUUAAAGUAAAAGCUUCCAGAGGAAGCUGCGUGUGUGUGUCCACCGUGGAUAAGAGUCUGUACCUCUUGCGCAAUGGUUUUCAAAUAACUCCAGAGCAGAUAUUCCAGGAACUAGCAACCUUUGAUGUGUCUGAUGCUUUUGGCACAGGAAAGGAAGAAGGACAUUUCUGGUGGCCAGGACUGGGUGCCCAGAGGAGGCGGCGUUCCUCAGUUUUUUCCUGGCAUUGGGACAUCACUAAAGAUGCACGCUUUGCUUUUACAGAGACAGGACUGGUUGUAAUGACAGACAUUGUCAGUUUAAAUCACCGGCAGAGUGAUGGUAUGUACACAGAUGAAGCUGUUCCAGCUUUCCAGCCACACACUGGAACAUUGAUAGCAUCUUCCCAUGCCAGAAUUACUCCUCGAUUUGAGAAGAGGAAAAGGACAUUCUUUCCUGAAACAUGGAUCUGGCACUGCUUCAAUGUCAGUGGUAUAACUGGGGAGGGAGAGCUGCGUGUAGAAGUUCCUGACUCUAUAACAACAUGGAUAAGUGAAGCGAUUGGUGUUUCUGAAGAAACCGGACUGGGAGUGGCUAAAGCAGCCAGUCUAAAGACUUUUAAACAAUUUUUUAUUGAUUUUACAUUACCAUACUACGUGAUACGAGGAGAGCAGGUUAAGAUUCCACUUACUGUUUACAAUUACCUACCCAUCAAUGUUGAGGUACAUAUAAAGAUCAUGAUCACAAAGGGUGUGAAAUUUGUAGGAUAUCCUGGAAAACAGCAUCUGAUUCGGAAGCUGUGUGUGGCUUCUGGAGAUACAAAACCCACAUCAGCAGUGUUCUCAUUUUCUGAAUUAGGAAUUGCAAACAUUUCAGCUAGAGGUCUGGCAUAUGCAGGAAUUAACUGUCUUGGAGAAGGAAGCAGUAGUCUCAAGAACAGCAAAUAUUCAGAAGACAUAUAUGGUGAGAGGAAAUCGCCAUCUGGGGUUGAUUUUGUCCGUAGAAGUGUGGUUGUUGAGCCAGAGGGCUUAGCCCGCGAAUACACAUACAGUGUCUUCUUAUGCCCAAAUGAGAAAAUUCAAAUUUCUACUCCCAACAAGUUUGAGUAUCAAUAUGUCCAGAAGCCACAGCGAAUGAGCCACUUUGACUUGACUGUGAAAGCACACAAUGAUGCUCACGUGGCGCUCUCAUCAGGACCCCACGACAUGGCUGAAAUGAUAGAGAUUGUUAUUGGUGGUCAACAGAACUCUAGAACUUGGAUAACAACCAGCAAGAUGGGUGAACCAGUGUCCAGUGAAAAAACUCCUGCUAUCCUAUCUUGGGAUGAGUUUCGAGCAUUCUGGAUUACCUGGAAAAAUGGUCUCAUCCAGGUAGGACACGGCACCAAAGGCUCUAAUGACUCUGUUAUCGUGGAGUGGGAAGCACUCAAGCAGCCGGACGUGAAGUUCAUCGGCUUUUCGACUGGCUGGGGUUCCAUAGGGGAAUUUAAAAUCUGGAGGAAGGAAGAGACAGAUGAGAACCACAAUGAGGCUUUUACACUGGGCAUACCGCACAAUGUAAUUCCAGGGUCUGAGAGAGCCACAGCUUCUAUCAUAGGAGAUGUAAUGGGUCCUACUGUAAGUAACCUGGAUAACCUCCUUCGACUUCCAUUUGGAUGUGGGGAACAAAAUAUGAUACAUUUUGCCCCAAAUGUAUUUGUUCUAAAGUAUCUUCAGAAAACAAAGCAAUUAUGUAUAGAAGUGGAGAAUGAAGCUGUGGACUACCUGUUGCAAGGUUAUCAACGACAACUGACGUACAAGAGACAGGAUGGGUCAUACAGUGCAUUUGGAGAGAGGGACUCUUCUGGAAGUAUGUGGCUCACAGCCUUUGUGUUAAAAUCAUUUGCACAAUCUCGUGGCUUCAUCUUUAUUGACCCAUUAGAGCUUUCAGCAGCAAAAGACUGGAUUAUCCAGCAUCAAAAGAGAGAUGGCUCUUUUCCAGCCAUGGGACGAAUUCUAAACAAGGAUAUUCAGGGUGGGAAUCAUGGAAAAAUUGCUCUCACAGCUUAUGUUGCAGCAGCUCUGUUGGAGACUGGAGUCACAUCUGAGGAUGAAAGAGUUGCCGUUUCAAAAGCCAAAGAAUAUUUGGAGACCCACUUAUUUUCAGCAAAUGACCCUUAUACCACAGCCUUAACUACAUAUGCUUUGACGCUGCUGCGUAGCUCUAAUGCUCCUGUAGCUCUUAGGAGACUAAACAACAUGGCUAUAACCAAAGAUGGCUUCACUCACUGGAGUUUGACUGGCUCAUUGGCAACAGAAGAGGACACCUUUAUGGGUUUUAAUGAUGGAUUAUCACAGUCAGUGAUCUCUGCAGAAGUAGAAAUGACUGCCUAUGCUUUGCUAACCUAUACCCUUCUUGGAGACGUUGCAUCUGCUCUUCCAGUAGUGAAAUGGCUUUCCCAGCAGCGUAAUGCCCUGGGAGGGUUUUCAUCAACACAGGACACAUGUGUGGCACUACAAGCUCUUGCUGAAUAUGCAAUCCUUUCCUACAUUGGGGGAGUUAAUCUCACAGUAUCUCUUGCAUCAACCAAUUUGGAUUAUCAGGAGACCUUUGAUCUUAACAGACUGAACAAAAAGAUCCUUCAGAAAGCAGUGAUUCCUACCAUUCCAACUGGUUUGUUUGUCAGUGCAAAAGGAGAAGGCUGCUGUUUAAUGCAGAUUGACGUUAAUUACAAUGUUCCUGACCCUGUUACCAAGCCAGCAUUCAUGCUUUCGGUCCAUCUCAAAGAACCAAAGCCACAUAGGCAUAAGAGACAAGCUGGGCGCCCAGAGACACUUCUCAGAGAGAGAGCACUUUUUGAGGACGAUGAUGAUCCUGGUUCACACCAAGACCAUCAAGAAUACAAAGUGAUCUUGGAAGCUUGCACAAGAUGGCUCCAUUCUGGUGCGUCUAACAUGGCUGUUCUGGAACUGUCUCUGCUUUCAGGAUUCCGAGCAGACAUUGAGAGUUUGGAACAGCUGCUGUUAAAUAAGCUUAUAGGGCUAAAGCGCUAUGAGGUUGAUGGAAGAAAGGUGUUGUUUUAUUUUGAUGAGAUACCAAGUCAGUGCAUGACCUGUGUACAGAUGCAAGCAUUUAGGGAAUAUAUUGUGGGGAAAACUUCACCAGUUCCUGUGAAAAUCUAUGAUUACUACGAGCCAACAUUUGAGGCCACCAGAUUCUACAAUGCUAGUGAAAGCAGCCCCUUGUCCCGAGAACUGUGUGAUGGUACCACUUGUAAUGAGGUGGAGAGCUCUACAAAUCAGUGGACUGGUUUCACUCCCACUGGUCCCUGUAUUGGUGGAUACCCAUGCCCGGAAGAGGAACAUUUUGAGCGCUGCUUGUGCUACCGAGACUGUGGAUAUGAUGGUGACCCAGUGUGUGGAUCUGAUAGUGUCCUCUAUCAGAAUCAGUGUCAGAUGGAAGUUACAGCAUGCAGAAAUAACACUAAAAUAGAACGCGUGGCAAUGUCACAUUGCAUCCCAGACGAAAAUGCUUCAGAAGAGGAAGCUUACACCGUUGCAUUACCAGAACAAGAACAGUCACAAGAGAAAACAGAGGAAGAGAUGCCUAUUCAGUUACCAGAGGACUCUUAUUAUUCAUACGAGUACGAUACCGAACCAUAUGCUGUUGACAGUGAUGAUGGCAUUGACCCUGCUGUGGAGCUUACAACAGUUUCUAUUUUGGCCGAGGACACAGGCAAAGUGAACACAUCGUCGAUCACAGAAUGGUAAUGGCACAUCUGUAACAAUCAAAUAGUCUCAUUAUACAAACAAUAGAUCUUCAUUUAAAUAUCUACUGCAGAACACUUACAAAAAGUAUCAUAUUCUUAGAAGUAGAAUCUAAACAGUGUGCUACUUAAUUUUCUACAACUAUUUUUGGUCUUUCUGUCACCUCCCUUUUUUUUUUUCUUUAAUAUAUUCAGAACAUUAAAUGCCCAAGAAAAUAAAAAUUGAUGGACAAGGACUGUUUCCAUUUGUAAAAAUCAUAUCUGGGGCAUACAACAAAAACCUUAUCUUGCUGGUUAUGAAACAUGUUUGUUAUUUUAUCAUUUUCCCUUAAUCAGCUUGAUAUCCUUUUAUUUUCUUUAUUAUGUUAUCUAUACUUUUUUGGAAGAAUAAACUUCACCAAUAGUUAAGAUAUAACAAAAGAAGAACAUUUUGAAGGUGCAACGGCAUAAAUUCUCUUUUACCAACAACCAAGAAGCCUCCUUUAAUUUCUUGAGUUAAAAGCAGUCCUCUGCUGACUUCACUCCAUCAUAUUGUCCCUUCAAAUAAUCUUCCUUUCUAAGCUUCCUGCUUAAGUUGUUCCAGCAAAUACAUCAGAGCUUCCGUGUCAGAACAGCUGCCCACAUGAUUUGCCAGAAGAAAUGAUGUCACCCAUAGUGACAAGACACAUGUAAUCCUAUCUUUAGGUCCCAGCUUCAUCAUCAUUUAACCAAACCUGUACUGUCGUCCUGUCAGAGGAUUUGUUCAUUUGUAUAUUUGUUUUACUGUUUGUUGUUUAUGUAUAUGAAAACCCUGUGCAGUUUAUUUUGAUCCAUUACUACAGAUCUGACAUUGGUGAGGACAUCAAGGUCUCUGUCCACUAUAAGAGAGUUCAAAUUUUUUAUUUAAUUAGUUAUCUUAGCCUUAAAGGAUUUUUUUUUACCUUAUGUUAUUUGGAUCCAUUCCCAGUAUUGGGAUAAAAAAAAGUGCAAAAACUGCAUUACAAUACAAAGUGUAAUUUAAGCCUAAGAGUAUUUUGUCAUACACUGGAUCUUAGGUAUCAAAAUUUUCUUAAAGAAACAUAGCUGACCGCAUUUGGCUGUCUAAUUUAUUUGCUGAACUGCACUGCACUGGAAAAUGUAGAUUCUGAAAGUGACAAGAAGGCCACUUUCUCUCUUGAAAUAGUUUUAAAACAUCAGUUACCCAACAUAAAUAGUGGAUUGUAGGCUGAUAAAAUGAUAUUUUUUUCACUCAAUGAUGUGUAGCAAACAAGUAUUUAUAAAGUACAUAAUAAGAGUCCUCCAAGCUCAUGCAGCAAGCAAGACGAAUUUGUUGACUAUAACCUAAUCAGUCUUAUGAAUUAUGAAGCUGAAGCAAACUUGCUGGAAUGAAAAAAGAAACGUAUCCAUCACAUAAUCUAAAAGAAAGGUUGAAAUAUAGGACAGUCACAUGUUUUCUAGUGUUAUUCAAACAAAUACAGUAAGAUACCAGCACUAAAAAGAACAUAUACUACCAGUUAAAUCUAUCACACCCCUUAAACAUUUUAUGGCUCAUUGUGUAACAGCAAUUAAGUAACUAAAAGGACUGCUAUUUUCCUCAAACUAUGCCACAUUUGUGUACAGGCUGUGUCUUGUACUGCAACUUACCCCCAUGUACAGUACGUAAAUGGAUGUAAGUUUAAAUACCAGGGAGAACCAAUUAACAGAUGUGGUGUUGUCUUUAGAAAAAGAGGAUCUUUUCUAAUAUCCUUUAAUUAAGCAUUGUUGACAUUGGUCAGUGAAAAAAAUCUUUAAAGAAGAUAUCCAGUGGACAAAAACAUAUCCCCUACCCACGAUCUCCCGUACAGGGCCCCAGCUCGGCUCUGCUCUUCUGAUGAUGUUUCCCACCCAGCAGUCAGCUGGUUGAAACACGCCCCCUCCAUUCAUCUCUAUGGGAGAGGCAGAGAACGCUGUGUCUCCACCUCCCAUAGAGGUAAAGGGAGGGGUCGCAUUUCGACGAGUGUUUUCGAGUAUGAGGCGCUCUUUAGUGAAGCAGAUCUCGGGCCCCGUAUAGGAAAUCGCAGGUAGGGGAUACAUUUUUGUCCACUGGAUAUCUUCUUUGAAGCAUAGCUGUCAUUUCAUGUAACUUCUCAGGAAAAUCUGUCCUUUUUGUGCACAUGAGGACCAACACUGUUUCUGGCCAUUAUGUAACUUAUAUAUGAGAUUUCAACCAGUUUUCCUCUCUGAAGGCUCCAUCUCUAAUUUUCAGUUGUCCCUGGGCCACUGGGUGGAGCACUGGUAUAAAUAAAAAAUGGCACUCACCUUAGAUACUAUAAAUCAGAACAAAUCUUUUAUUCCGGAUUGACACCCCGGCAGUAUAACAGACCAGCGAGGGGCAGCUGAUGCGCCUGCCGGUCUGUUAUACUGCUCUGCCUUCAAUCCGAAAAAAAAGAUAUGUUUUGAUUUACAGAGUUUAUAGUAAGUGCCAUGAUUUUUUUAUACCUCAUAUGUUGGAUGUUUAUCAAAGUGACAUGCACCUCAUACCGCUUAACACGAUCCACCCUGUAGAGAAGCCAUUUGAGCAAGCAUGUAUCUCAAACAAAUUAUUAGCAGUGCCCAGACCUGCUAGUGCUUUGUCUUUGAAGUAUCUGUUGGCUUCUUGCUCUCAUCAAUCACCCCCCCCCCUCCUCCUCUGUUCCAACUCUUUGCCCCUCCUAUCUAUAUGGACUAUAGGCAACAUGUAACAUAAUCCCUCAGUGAUAUAUGCUAGUCCCUCUUUUAAAGCCAAGAUAGAAGUGAACUGUUUUUCAGAGUGAAUGUUUGAGGGGGGGCAGAUCUGAUAGGAGGAGAAAGAAGCAUUUUUCGCUGAAAAUAUAUAUUACAGUUAAUUAUACUUAAAUAUCAGUUGGUUGUUCUAUUAGUUUGUGCAAUGUUUAUAGAAAUGAAAAUGCGUAUUUAAAGCUCAACUGCAAUGUGGGUCCAGUGGGAGGAUAUGUGUUUAAAUUUCCUGGCAACUUUAUAAGCCAAGACUUACUAAAGUGACCAAGCUAAAUGUUUGCUGAAAGUCCCAUUUACUUGCAUGGGAUUUCCGGCAAAUUUGUACAAUGGCAAGCCUCUGGCCACAAAGUUACUUAAAUAUAUAAACAUGUAUCCUGCCACCAGACCAACAUCGGAGUUUUGCUUUUAGUUUAAAGAUUUAUUUUAUUUUUAUUGCCAUUAAUAUGCUUUCGUUAUUAAAUGUUUGACAGCUUUUUUUGAUUUAGUAGAAACAUAUUUAUCAUCAAUUGCUCAAAUUUUUUCAGCUCUGUUAUGAAAAAAAAGGAAAAUAUACAAUAUACAUACGGUAUGUUUUGUGAGGAUCUAUACAAACAUAUGUGUCUCUAUGGUUACCUAUAUAAUCAUUUCCUGCUGUCUGUGGAUUAGCAAGAUGCAGAUCUCAGACAGAACGGAAGGAACAUGUAAUUGCUAUGUAAGAACACACAUGAGGGGCAGGACGGCAGAGGAAAAUUGAUACACAUAUUUUAAUUAAGACUAUUUACAAAACUGUUCCAUUAAUUAUUUUAUAAUGAAGGCAAUUUGCAAAGUUGCUUAUUGUUUUAUUAUUUUAGAUUCCUUAGAGGUAUUCCAGGAUUUUUUUUAUUUGACUAAGUUACAGGGGCUGUAAAGUUAGUGUAGUUCAUAAUAUAGUGUCUGUAUCUGUGUGUGAUGGUGAUCUCGCAAUUCUUAUGUGAUUUUCGCCCCAAUAUUUAUUUGUAACAGCAUACAAAAUUACUCAGGUCUCAGGAUUUCCCAGGCUACAGUGCUUCGAGACAUGAUCUCACUAGUCAGUUGUGCAAAGUCCUGCUUCAAUGGGUGGAGCGACCACUGGGUGGGAGAGAGAUAAUUUUGCAACAGCUGUAGGCACCCUGACUAGAAAACACUGGUCUUUUGAGUUUAUUUGUGCUGCAAUGGGUGGGUUGGCUGAGGUGUGGGAGGGAGGAAUGUAACUUCACACUAACAAGCAUGGAACUAUGGGAUGUGUAGUUUAAGAGACCAAACUCCAACAGGAAAUACCCUGUUCACAAAAAGAUAGCCCCUUUAAAACAAUGAACAAAGCGGUUGCAAAAGUACACACACCCCUUAAGAGUUCAAGUGGUAGUUCUUUUUAAAAGACUUUGCUUUACAAGAUACCACCUUCUGUGAUUCAUGUAAAAUAAUAUAGUAUGGAUGGGAUGAUGUGCUUUCUUUCAGAAACUAUCUUUAUAUACUGCCCUACACCUACAAACACCAGCUUAGAUUACAUAAGUCUUAGACUCUGUUCAUACUUCCAUUUGUAGCCUCCAUUGGCAGUUCCAACAGAUUUAAUGGGAAGAAAAGCACUUCAUGCAGGACUAUUUUUCCUUUCAAAAUGACAAACCCCACAGUGGAACCCAACAGACUCCAUUGUAAGUCAAUACAGCAGUGCAUUCUGUUCCCGUUAAAAUGGACACUAUAGUGCAAAUGGAAACAGAGCCUUAAAUACACACUUGGGAGUUUAUUGCUUGAAGAUCCAAUGCCAGUCUAGGCAUUUGAAGGGAGACUUUUUGGGAAAUGAAUGAUUGCUAAUUUUAUUAUGCUAUCUUAAUCCCAACAGAUAACUUAAUGUAUAAAAUAGUAUGUUAAAUUAUAUAAAAUUCUACUGUCUUUCUUAAUACAUGUAUAUAAAUUUAAAUGUAAAACAAAAGCUGUUAUUUUUUACCUUUCUUGCCAAAGUGGUUGUAUUUGUUUAAGAUUUGUGGAAUUUUUGGGCCUGGGGACUGGGCAAGAAAUAAAGGCAUUAACCUUUUUUUUUUAUCUGUAUACACUGAAAUAUAUUUUACUCAUUUGCUAGUAUCCAGCAGCAACUUUAUUAAGUGUUACUAGUGAUCUACAAAUGGACAGUCUGAUACGAAGUGCUAGUGAAUGUGCUGCUCUCUGAUGUGUUUUAAGCUUUUGCUGUUUGUUUAUGGUAGAUCUGUAUAUUACCGCAUAUGAAUUUGAUUUUGUAUUUGAUCAAUGCAGCUUUACUUACUGUCCCCACACUCGCAUCUUUUCUGAAAUAAAUUGUUUACAAACUCUG